AUGCCCAUCACCGCUGAGCCGGAGGUCGAGGCCAUUGACGAAGACGCGCCUUCUCGCUCUGCUCUCCGUAUCAUCGACGCCCUUGCCACCAACUUGCCGCCGACCCAGGUUUUCAACCCUCUUCGCCAGGUCCUCCAGAGCUACAUCACUUCUCCGGACCCGAACUUGCGCCGCGGUGGUCUGUUGGCGCUCGGCAUCUCCGUCGAGGGCUGUUCCGAGUUCAUGAUCCCGCUCAUGAACGGCGUCUGGCCCAUCAUCGACGCCGGUCUUCAAGAUGCCGACGCUAGCGUGCGCAAGGCGACCUGCAUUGCGGCCAUCAUGCAGCUCGUCCAGGACCCGCAGACCCAGCGCCAGGCUUGCACCGCUCUCGACGGUCUUCUCGAGAUCCUCCACGACGACAUCAAGCAGUACCUCCAGCUCUUCAUGGAGCGUCUUUCCGGCCUUCUCGAGACCGCGCCCAUCCCCGUCAAGACUGUCGUGAUGGGCGCCAUCCGCUCUGCCACCCACGCGUCGAAGGAGGGCUUCCUGCCGUACUUCCAGCCGACGAUGGAGCGCGUCAAGCACUUCCUUGUGCUCACUAGCGAGGGCGAGGAGCAUGACCUUCGCGGUAUCACCAUGGACGCCGUCGGCACGUUCUCCGAGGCAGUCGGCACGUUCUCCGAGGCAGUCGGCAAGGACGUCUUCCACCUGUACUACAACGACUUGAUGCAGCAGGCGUUCGCUGGUAUCGAGCUCGGCUCUGCCCGUCUUCGCGAGUGCUCGUUCCUCUUCUUUGGUGUCAUGGCCCGUGUCUACGGUGACGAGUUCGCGCCGUGGUUGCCGAAGGUUGUACCGGCUCUCAUCGCGAGCUGUAAGCUCGAGGAGGGUGGCAAGGAGCCCAUUGGUCUCUCAAACGCCGAGGCACUCGCUGCUUUCUCCGCGUCCGGCUGA
Messenger RNA from Peniophora sp. CBMAI 1063, 930 nucleotides. NCBI's taxonomy places the organism in Eukaryota, Fungi, Basidiomycota, Agaricomycetes, Russulales, Peniophoraceae. The record is from the annotation of a GenBank genome assembly.